Molecule: messenger RNA, 652 nt
Organism: Trachymyrmex cornetzi
Lineage: Eukaryota; Metazoa; Arthropoda; Insecta; Hymenoptera; Formicidae
Product: probable inactive protein kinase DDB_G0270444
Exons: 1
Source: RefSeq, a predicted model, not a curated record
AUGAAAGCGCGUAAACUGAAUAAAGCGAAAGCAUGGUUGAUAUGUUGCGAAAAAUCGCAAAUUGUCGAUUCUGAUUCGAGCGAUCGAGAAGUUGAGGAGCAUAAAGCGCGGAAUAAAACGAAGAAGCAGCUGGACAACAAAGGAGAGAACAAAGCUGAGGAUAAAAUGGAGAGCGAUGUGGAGAACAAAGUUGAGAACUCGAUAGAAAACCAGGUAGACAAGACGGAGGAUAAAGUGGGGAGCAAAACGCAGGGUGGUAUUGAAAAUGAAGUGGAGAACAAAGUGGAGAAUCAGAGGGGCAAGAUAGAGAAUAAACUGGAGGUCAAAACAGAGGACGAUGUCAAAAUAGAGAGUCAAACAGACGAAGUAGAGAAUAAACAGAGGAACAAAACGGAAGGUGAUGUCGAGAAUAAAAUGGAAAACAAAGUGGAGAACAAAGUAGAGAAUCGGACAGACAAGACGGAGAAUAAACUGGAGACCAACACGGAGGACGAUGUCAAGAACAAAGUGGAGAACAAGGUAGAAGAUCAAAUAGACGAAGUAGAGAAUAAAGCAGGGAACAAAAGGGAAAGUGUUAUCGAGAAUGAAGUGGAGAACAACGUGGAGAACCAGAUAGACAAGACGGAGACUAAAUUGCAGGCCAAAACGGAGG